CACCUCCCAGUCGGCACCGCGCGCCGAGCCUCUGCCUCCUUCCUGCCUCUCCCGCGCCGCACAACGGCCCGGACGCCGCAACGCACGAGCCCCGGCCGCCCGCUCGAGUUCCCUCGCCGGCGGAGGUCGCCGAGAGGGACGCGAGGGGAGGCCCCGUGUGGCGGUGUGGGUCGCCGUCCACAGCCUGCUCCACUCCUUCGUCCAGGCCGAGGCGGCUUCCAGGUGGCCAGCUUGCUCCAGCUCCACUACCUGUUCCUGGGCGACUACGUGGACCGCGGCAAGCAGAGCAUCGAGACCAUCUGCCUGCUGCUGGCGUACAAGAUCCGGUACCCGGACAACUUCUUCCUGCUCCGGGGCAACCACGAGUGCGCCUCCAUCAACAGCAUCUACGGCUUCUACGACGAGUGCAAGCGCCGCUUCAGCGUCCGCCUCUGGAAGCUCUUCACCGACUGCUUCAACUGCCUCCCCGUCGCUGCCGUCAUCGAUGACAAGAUCCUCUGCAUGCACGGGGGCCUCUCGCCGGACCUCGACAGCCUCGCCCGGAUCAGGGACAUCCAGUGCCCCGUCGACGUCCCCGACCAGGGCCUCCUCUGCGACCUCCUCUGGUCCGACCCCGACCGCGACAGCUCCGGCUGGGGCGACAACGACCGCGGCGUCUCCUUCACCUUCGGCGCCGACAAGGUCUCCCGCAUCCUCGCCGCUCACGGCGGCCCAGCAUCUCGGAGUGGUGAUGGCAAUGGAUGGGGGAAGGGAAGAUGGCAAUUUCGCUGGUGCAUCCUCCAGUGGUGCCGCCGGCGCAUCAUACAGUGGUGCCAUUCCUAGGGGAACAACGGACAGUAACGGUGGAAUGGAGGUGACUGCAAAAGAUGGGAGAGUGGUGAAGUUAAAUGGACCAAUUGAGGUCACAUGGAGCCAUGGCGAGCCUUACCCCAAACCUAAUGGGGCUGGAUUUUUGUGCUACUAUUGUUUUAAAACAAAAAAGGGUGGUGGUGUAUCUCGUCUAAGGGA
Messenger RNA from Panicum virgatum (switchgrass), 1008 nucleotides. RefSeq names its product serine/threonine-protein phosphatase PP1-like. Gene Ontology annotation, molecular function: protein serine/threonine phosphatase activity. The annotation marks the transcript as partial. The record is from RefSeq and is a predicted model, not a curated record. The transcript has 3 exons. Gene Ontology annotation, cellular component: nucleus; cytoplasm. NCBI's taxonomy places the organism in Eukaryota, Viridiplantae, Streptophyta, Magnoliopsida, Poales, Poaceae.